Miniopterus natalensis is the source of this 528-nucleotide messenger RNA. It is a transcript of the gene MSMP, whose product is annotated as microseminoprotein, prostate associated. The record is from RefSeq and is a predicted model, not a curated record. Gene Ontology annotation, cellular component: cytoplasm. NCBI's taxonomy places the organism in Eukaryota, Metazoa, Chordata, Mammalia, Chiroptera, Miniopteridae.
AUGGCCCUAAGGAUGCUCUGGGCUGGACAGGCUAAGGGGAUCCUGGGAGGCUGGGGGAUCAUCUGCUUGGUGAUAUCUCUGCUCCUUCAGCACCCAGGAGUCCACAGCAAAUGCUACUUUCAAGCUCAAGCCCCCUGCCACUAUGAAGGGAAAUAUUUUACCCUGGGUGAGUCUUGGCUCCGCAAGGAUUGUUUCCACUGCACCUGUCUGCAUCCUGUCGGUGUGGGCUGCUGUGACACGUCCCAGCAUCCCAUCGACUUCCCUGCUGAGUGUGAGGUACGACAAGAGGCAGGAACCUGCCAAUUUUCCCUGGUACAAAAAUCUGACCCUCGGCUGCCCUGCAAAGGAGGAGGGCCUGACCCAGAGUGGGGCUCAGCUAACACCCCUGUUCCUGGGGCUCCUGCUCCCCACUCCAGCUAAACUCAAUUGAUCACCCUUCUGCUGACUGCCCACUGCUGCUGCCACUUCCAGGGAAACCACUAGCAGCUGCCAAUUUAUUCUGAAUAAAUAAAUUAAUGCUACAGCUGA